This is a messenger RNA of Serendipita indica DSM 11827, 747 nucleotides long. The record is from the annotation of a GenBank genome assembly. NCBI's taxonomy places the organism in Eukaryota, Fungi, Basidiomycota, Agaricomycetes, Sebacinales, Serendipitaceae.
AUGAGAAACUUGUGGAAAUGGCUGCGAAACUUUAGAAACCCGGAAAAGGACCGAUCCAAGGACUGGAUCCUCGGAAACGAAGUCGUCGUAUUCCACCUCGCACGGCCUCACAAGCUAUAUUCUCUCAUGAAUGUAUUCCCCUUUGUCGCCAUUCUGUGGGGCGCUGCUCGGCUGGACUCGCUUUGGUCAGUCCAAAAUAUACGUCCGACCAAAGAAGACGCCGCUUCUGGCCGACUGGCCGAACCCAAACCUCGAAUAUCUGAUCAAACACGACGCACAGGGACUGCGUCCGCGUUUUUGAUAGUGUCUAUCAUAAUUGGUGGCACUCUCUUUUUCCAACGCAAGAUGGUACGCACCAUAACGUUUAGAAGGGAUAAGCCAGUGCUUUCCAAACCCACUCGUGCUGCUCUCCCACCAAAUGGUUUGAAAGACGAUCGAUCUAUGAUCAUUCUUCAACCCUUCAGCGGCCCGCCAAUAGAGGCUCCCAUUGGAGAGUGUGAGCUCUACGAUACAGAUACUAGAGACCGUUUGCUUAUUGGAGUGCCGGGCAAGGCUUUGAGACUUCUCGUCGACGUUGACGGUGCCGAAGUCGGCAUCCCUGGAGAGUCGCAAGUCGUACACAGGUUCGAUAAAGACGAAUCUGGUGUGCCCUUGUCUAUGGAACAGAAGAAUAAGCAGCGUUUAGAUGCAAAGAAUCUUCUGGGACGGCUUUGGGCGACGUACGAACGAGGAAACCUAUCGAUAUGA